This is a messenger RNA of Dentiscutata heterogama, 500 nucleotides long. The record is from the annotation of a GenBank genome assembly. NCBI's taxonomy places the organism in Eukaryota, Fungi, Glomeromycota, Glomeromycetes, Diversisporales, Gigasporaceae.
GCGUGGCAGUGUCUGGUGGAGUUGAUAGCAUGGCUCUUUGCUAUCUUUUGAAUAAGUUUAGUAAAGAAUUUAAACAUAAAUUAACAGCUUUUAUAAUUGAUCAUAAAUUUCGACCUGAGAGUACUGAAGAAUCUUAUAAAGUUGCUAACAUAUUAUCUAAACUUGAUAUUGAUACAAAAAUUAUGCCAAUAAAUUGGGAAAUUUCUGAAGGAAAUAAUUUAUCCGAUUCUCUCACUUUUCCUACAAUUUCUCAACAAGAGACUUUCGCUCGUAUUGAAAGGUAUAAAUUAUUGGCUCGAGGUUGUCAUGAGAGAAAAAUAUCAUCACUAUUUUUAGGUCAUCAUCUUGGCGAUCAAUUAGAGACUGUUAUAAUGAGAUUAGCGAGGGGUAGUGGAAUUAAUGGAUUGACCUCAAUGGAAUAUAUUAGUCAGUUUCCAAUAAUAAGAAAUAUUGAAUCAUUAGGCAUUAAUAUAAUUAGACCAUUUUUGAGAUUGAACAAG